Ostertagia ostertagi is the source of this 312-nucleotide messenger RNA. The record is from the annotation of a GenBank genome assembly. Lineage: Eukaryota; Metazoa; Nematoda; Chromadorea; Rhabditida; Trichostrongylidae.
AUGGGUUGCGCAGAGUACAUAGCAGUUCCAGAGCUGGAGCGUUCCCCUAUCACUCCAAGACGAACCGACUAUGAGCGCAGUACUGAACUGGACCUGAUGAUGCCAUCCUCCGAGGACAACGUGGAACGUCGCGACACCAAAAUGGAGGAUCAGUUCAACAGACAUCAUGGAGCCAAACGUCGCCACUUCGACGUGGGCGAUGCAGUAUACGCCAGGGACUAUAGCGCAGCAAAAAUCGCUUGGGCACCUGGUUUCAUUGCAGGUCGCCUCGGGAGCGUGAUGUAUCUCUUAUGCUGUGGGAAACUACUAUGA